CGCUCAUUUGGGUUGUUGUAGAAAUAGACAAACCACCUUUUGAUAAAUUUGACAUUCCAAAGAACUCAAAAUCAGCAGGAGUAAUUGAGUAAACCCUAGAUUCUGCAAUUGGAGCAUGGGUGUGCGCACUUCUCUUCAACUACUUCGUGCUUUUCGCUUCAACAGCAACGUUAUUCAUGGCCGCUCAUUUCUCUCGUCUUCCUCGAUACUGCAUCGGAAGACAAGUAAAUGUACUCAUUCCAUUGGCCAACAAACGUUUCUUCUAUCUACAAUUGUUGAUACAUCAGAGAUUGAAUGUGAUAAAUUUGUUGAUGGUGGAAUUAAAUGUGAUAGACUUGUUGAUGAUGAAAUCGAAUGUGACAAACUUGUCGAUGAUGGAAUUGAAUGUGAUAAACUUGUUGACGAUGGAGCAGACAAGGAGAAAUACUCUGCAUUGCAUGUUGCUGUAACACAACUUGCAAGUGAAUUUGGGAAAGAAUCCAUGUUGUCUUUGUCAAACUUUUUUGUUCCUCGUUGUGCUUCAGUGAUAUCGACCGGGUCCUUAAAGCUUGACCUGGCACUUGAGAUAGGAGGUUUACCAAAGGGGAGAAUUGUCGAGAUUUAUGGAAAGGAAGCUUCAGGAAAAACUACACUUGCUCUUCAUGUGAUCAAGGAAGCCCAGAAGCUUGGGGGCUAUUGUGCAUAUCUUGAUGCAGAAAAUGCUUUGGACCCCAAACUUGCUGAAGCCAUGGGUAUCAAUACGAAAAACCUGCUUGUAUCUUGGCCUGAUUCAGCUGAGAACAUGCUUAGUGUAGUUGAUAAAUUAACCCGAAGUGGAUCGUUAGAUGUGAUUGUGGUUGAUAGUGUCGCAGCUCUAGUUCCCCAGAGUGAGCUAGAUGGUGAUAUUGGGACUGGUGAACCUGGUGUUCUGUCUACAAUAAUGACCAAGGCACUAAGAAGAAUUCACUACUCAUUAUGUCGAUCAAAAACACUUAUCAUAUUUCUUAAUCAGGUAAGAUACAGUCCAACAUCCAGUCAAGGCCUUGGUAAGAGGGGUGAGACCACAUCUGGCGGGAAUGCUUUGGGAUUCUAUGCAGCUGUGCGAUUGAGAAUUUCAAGAAUUGGAUUGUUGGAAACGGAUGAUGAGGCAACUGGACUCAAGAUUUGCGUCCAAGUGAUGAAAAAUAAAUUAGCACCAGGAAUGAACAGUGCUGAAUUGGGAAUAGAUUUCGGAAAAGGACUACACUUUGAACCCGAGGUCUUAGAAUUGGCUCUUGAGCAUGGACUUGUUUUAAAGGAAGGAAACAGUUACUACAUUGAGGGUGAAAUCUUUAACAGUGAGCAGUCUGCUAAACGAUAUUUGGAAGAAAAUGAGGCAGUUUUUGGAAAUUUACUUAAGGAGUUGAGACACCGGUUAUUUGACAGAUUACCGAGAAAGAAUCGUGAUUAGUGAUUAUUAGUACUGCUCCUAGGUUUUUAUCCUGUGAUGUGCGUGCUCUUCUUUGCUUAACAUCUGCGAUGAGAUCUACGGGGAGCAGGCAGUUGGAUCCACAAGUAUACAUAUACAUGUACGUACAAGAGCAUCCCUACUGUCGGUAUCGAAGCUGUUUCUUGCUGGAAACAAAAGGGGUCGACAAAUUUUGUGUAUAUGGUGUGCUCUGUUAGGUUGAGCUCUUUUCUCGAUUCUCAACUAGCCCCCUUUUUCUUAGUCUGCCCUGUAAUCAUCAAAACAAAAAAAAACCUUUGUUUCUUUAAUACCUUUUUGAGAGUUGUACAUUUUGAGCAUUUGUAGUUUAGUAUCCUCAUAGCUAUUUGGUUUGUAACAACCAUGUGGUAUUUUUUCAAUUUAGUUCAGUUCCGUUCGCUUA
This is a messenger RNA of Amaranthus tricolor (Joseph's coat), 1847 nucleotides long. Its product is annotated as DNA repair protein recA homolog 2, mitochondrial. The record is from RefSeq and is a predicted model, not a curated record. Lineage: Eukaryota; Viridiplantae; Streptophyta; Magnoliopsida; Caryophyllales; Amaranthaceae. Gene Ontology annotation, biological process: DNA repair. Bases 116 to 1429 code for a protein of 437 amino acids. The transcript is spliced from 8 exons. Gene Ontology annotation, molecular function: ATP-dependent DNA damage sensor activity; ATP binding; ATP hydrolysis activity.